AACCGCUAGCCAGCUCAGUUUGGCCACGAGCGUGUGCGAGACUGCACCUGCUGGCCCGGGCUGACCCCCAGGGUGGAACGGAUAAGCGACGGCAAGGCAUUCACACAUCCGCCAUCAUAUCAAUCAACCGACGCGUAAGCUUAAGCAUGUGGUGUGACAGCGCUAACGCAAGUGUGUGCAAGCGAUGCCGAAGCUUUGGACGAAAGUGUUACCAGGUGUGAUGGUGUUGGUGAGGCAAGUGCGCUCGUAAUGUGAUCGUCUAAACUCGCUGCUGACCGAUCGGUGAUAGAUCGGGCAAGUGUUCUCUCAACAAAGUGCGCUGCGAACUUGAUCGUACUCGUACCAACACAGCACAACCAUCUUAGUGUCAGUACAACAACAAAAAUACACCGCGUCCCAGCUAGCAAAGUAGCGUCAGUGCGAUAUUUUAGUUGUGUGCGUUUGCAAAUUUUGUUUAAGCUUCUUAGUAAGCGAGGCGGAACCGACUUUCCUAAAGACACACAAAAGCUGUGAACGCUAGAAAAAUCAACCUCACCACCCUACUCAUCCCACCCCGCCUAACCAAACAACCGUCCGCCAUUGUGGCAACAAUGUUCUGGAUUCUGAGGCGAACCGGCGCGGUCAACUUGUUCAACUCCAUCAACGGCAACGGUAACGCAGCCAAAACGGGGUCCAACAGCAGCAGCAACAACUCGGAAAGGAGUAAUCCUCGGCCGCCGCGCAAAGCAUACGGACGACUGAGCGGCGAACCCGACGACGCUCAGUCGCUCCAGCGAUCCACGCGGUACGAUGUGACGUCCGGCGGUUCGCCGGCCCAACCCUACAGUGGCAAGCUGAUAGACUUGGAGGGCACCGCUGGAACUGUACCGUCCGGCGGGUACGGGUGUGAGCAGCAGCUGAACGGGAAUGGGUCCUGCUGCAACGGGUACGGCUACAGCAACCACAAUCACAACAGUAACAUCAUCAACAACAAUCACGAACACAGCAAUCAACCGGCCGGUUGGGUGCAGGCGGUAGGACCACACCCGGACGAUCUGGCCGGACCGUGCAUGUCGACCGGCGGCACCACGUUCGACGACACGGACGACGAGGAGGACGUUAACCGGAACCACUCGAACUAUAACGAGACCGACUCGGAGCUGGAGCUGGACGGCAAGAUUAAGGAGCAGCGGCUGGAGGAACGGGCCAUGGCCCGGCUGCACGCGAUCGCCCUGUCGGACGACGAUGACUACGAUGAGUCGUUGACCUGCAAUGUGUGCGAUCGGGCAUUCCGCUGCCGCCGUCAGCUGGCGUCCCACCAGCAGAAGAAGCGUCACUUUGGCUGUAGCGGUUGCGAUAGUCUGUUCUCCUCGCUGAUGCUGCUGGAGCAUCACAAGGAAGAGUUCGAGCACUGGAGCGAUUACGAGGACGAUAGGCGGCUGCCGUGCUGCAGGCGCAACCGGCGCGACGAGGACGACUACACCGACACCGAAUCCGGCACGAGCGAUGCCGAGAGCGAAGAUCUGGAACGGUUGCUUUAAGCAACUGCAGCAACUAGGCGCUUCGUGUUUUUUCGGUUUAGCAUUAGUGUUUUGUUGAGGCGGACCUGCAGCAGUCUAACGUCUAGUUUGAGCAAUGGCGGCUAGUGUAUGCGCGAAAACACUUUUGGGUGAUGGUUUCACUGGUUGUUACCUUUUAAUGUGUUACCAAAUGCUUGCUCAUAGAGAGAGGGAGAGGGAAACCCCCCCCCCUAUUCGGUGUGUAUGUAUGUAUGGAUGUAUGUAUGUGUAUGUAUUGGUGGUCCCUAAGACGAGCCCCGUUGUUCCAAUUGGCCGAAAGCAUAGCUUCCAAAUCCAAAACCAAGGCUCACGUCCAUUCUCGCGCGUCCAACGUCCAAGAGCUGAUAGCGGAUUAAUAUAUUAUUACUAAAACAGCUAAACCUGUACAACCACGUGCAAUUGGCAAUGGCGCCCAGGAAGGGGUCCAGAAGUUCCUGACGAGAUCCUUACUCUCCCGGAAGAGAUUUAUAGCCAAAUGUUGGUUGGCUGAAACAGUUGAAGAAGCCUCGGUGAGGUGUUUUGCAUAUCCUCGAACAGAACCAAUCAUCUCCACUACCACUUCCCGUUUGUUACGGACAGGCAAGAACUACCCAGAGAUUCUUGCUAACCGAGCAAACCCCGAUCGUGUUUUUCUGUUUGCGCAAAAACAAUCCUGAACGCUGUUGUCCACGGUUUAGCAAGUAAUCAAGCGAUACCUUCUGUGUGUCCUCUUCCCCAAAGACAAUGUUAAUAGCCCCGGAAGGUAAAACCCCGAACAUAUUUACUAGCAAAACUAGGCGGGAACAGACACAGAACACACAUCUCCAUUUGUAUGAGCACGUAUAGAUAUACAUAUAUAUAUAUAGUAUAUAUAGAAGGGCGUCACAUUUUGCAAGCCCUCAUCCACAAAGUAGAGAAAAGAAAAUCCCUCCUAACAACCCGGAAAACUAAAUGGAACCAAAUUCUAUUAAACAUAUUCAUAUCAGCGUCACACACACACAGCGCCUGCAAUGACGGCUGCAUGGAGUUUUGAAGCAAACGAACAACAAACAUGCGAUUAGAAACGUAGCGUUGACCCAAACAUUUCCCCCGUCGAGUACGCGUACUAUAUCAUGGACUUGCUGAAGAAGCGGUAACCGAAAAACAGGCAACAAUUGGAAUUUAAAGCAUUCCCCCCCCCCCCCCCCCCAAAAAUCCCUCCUGGAAAAGAAUCUGUACGCGCGGACAAGCGCGGUGCUGUGUUUCUAUGGCUAAUAAUCAAGUAGUAGUGAAUAAAUUUACUGGGAAAAAAAAUAAAAUGAUAAUAAACAUCACAUAUAUUGAAACCUCCUUCCCCCUGUUUAAUGUUGUGUAAUGGCCGAGUGUACCGAGAGCAGCGAACGAGCGCACGGAAUAAAGAAUUGCAAUAUAUGGUGGA
Molecule: messenger RNA, 2934 nt
Organism: Anopheles stephensi (Asian malaria mosquito)
Lineage: Eukaryota; Metazoa; Arthropoda; Insecta; Diptera; Culicidae
Exons: 4
Coding region: 591-1520 (309 amino acids)
Source: RefSeq, a predicted model, not a curated record